AACUUCAAGCACAACAAAUUACACACAAUUUUAUCUCAUUUCGCAAUAUCCCCUUAUUUCAUAUCAAAGUAAGAGAGAUCCGAGGAUGUCUGACAUUGCUAUGUUGGUGGCGGAAGAGUACGAGAGGAGGGUCAAGAGUUUAAGAAAGACUGGUGGUGGUGGUGGUGGUGAAGUAACUUGGGAAAUUGACAUGGUUUCUUGUGCUUCUUUUUUGGCUUCGAGGCUGAAGGAGCAGAAGAACAAGCUUGUCCAAUGGGUUUUGGAACCCAAAACCCAAAUUGCUAUUGCUGCUUCUAACAGCUUCUUCUCUGCUUAAACAAGUUAUUAAUUUUUCUGUUCAUAUGGUUCGUGAUUGCAAAAGAUCGUGCUUGAUUGUUAUUUAUUCAGUCUUCUAAUUUUCCUGAAAUCAUGUACAUAGCUAUGUUUCGAAG
Molecule: messenger RNA, 431 nt
Organism: Gastrolobium bilobum
Lineage: Eukaryota; Viridiplantae; Streptophyta; Magnoliopsida; Fabales; Fabaceae
Exons: 1
Coding region: 86-316 (76 amino acids)
Source: RefSeq, a predicted model, not a curated record